Carassius auratus (goldfish) is the source of this 1084-nucleotide messenger RNA. RefSeq lists its product as uncharacterized. NCBI's taxonomy places the organism in Eukaryota, Metazoa, Chordata, Actinopteri, Cypriniformes, Cyprinidae. The record is from RefSeq and is a predicted model, not a curated record. Gene Ontology annotation, biological process: interleukin-15-mediated signaling pathway; positive regulation of ERK1 and ERK2 cascade; T cell activation. Bases 50 to 841 code for a protein of 263 amino acids. Gene Ontology annotation, molecular function: protein tyrosine kinase binding; MHC class II protein binding. The transcript has 5 exons. Gene Ontology annotation, cellular component: external side of plasma membrane; membrane raft.
GAAAGAGUUGAGAGAAUAUAAUGAAGAGGAAGACUGACAGAAAGAGAAGAUGGCUGAUAAGUGUCACUUGUGUCUGCUGGGACUGAUCUUUCUCUCUUCACUUCUCACAGGUCUCAGUGGAGUGGAUGAUGCUCAUGUGUUCAUCAGUUCUGGUGAAGAUGUCCGUCUGCCCUGUAAUAAAGAUCUUCCUGGCUGUAACUCAACUACAUGGAACUAUAACAGAUUCAGUUAUUCACCAGCAGUUGAACUGUUUGCUGGAGGGAGAAAGAGGACAGACACAGAGAGACAUGAGAGACUGAGUCUGGGGUCUGACUGCUCUCUGAACAUCAAGAGAGUCACAAAAGAAGAUUGUGGAUCUUACAUCUGCCAACAAUAUGUGAAUGGACAACAACAAGGAACUAAUGCUCGUGUUUAUCUGCAUGUUCUUCAUGUCUCUUCAUCUGAGAUCAGUGCAGGCCGCUCUGUGACUCUCUUCUGUCAGUUGUAUUCAUAUUCAUCAUCUGCUCGAGUCUCUUGUGAUGAUUGGAUCCGUUCUGAGCGAAUCGAUCUGUUCUGGGUGAAUCAGGCUGGUGUUAAACUGACAAACUCAGACUCCAGAUAUCAGAUAUCAGCUCCAGAUCACUGUAUCAUCUCUCUGAAGAAAACAAUCCUGAAUGAAGAUCACAACAGAGAGUGGAGAUGUAAUAUUACUCACAGAGAUCAAGUCCAGACCUCAGUCUCAUACACUGUCAAGAUCUCAGAUCAAACUAAAAGAGUAACAGCAUUGACUCCAGCAGAAACGUCUACACAAGAUGUCAGAAGAAAGACUGAUGACUCUGUGGUGAGUUUUGUUGAUCUAUGAGUUAUUAAUAACCAUAAACUCCACAAAAGACUGACUCUGAAAUAUCACACUCUUAUUACUCACAUUAGAUCAGGACAAGUUAGUGUAAUUCUACUGUUUCUGCUCUAAAGCUCACAGAUAGAAAGAAAUAUAAAGGAAACAAUGACGCAAUCAACAUUUCAAUUCGUCCUGCUCACAGUGAACAGUAUGAUUAAUCUUCAGUUAUUAAUGUUUAUUUUCGUAUUUGGUUAUAUUUAACAGUUA